AUGACCAACAUGCUGAUAAACUGUGGCAGCAAAUACAACAAGACAAAGAAGGUAAAGAAGAAUAAUGGCGACACCACUUUUGAAAGUUUGACUCGGGCUUGCACCAAACGAGACAGAUGGAAGCCUACCAAGUAUCAGCAAGACAGUACCAAAGUUCCUUUGCUUGUAUUUGGUAGUGGAAUGUUUGGUAAAGAUGAUGUCAAAUUAAAAAGACAUAGAUGUGGUGCUGUUGGCAAACUUUAUAAGUUGCUAAAGAAACAAGAGGCUGAAGGCCAGUUGAUUAUUAUUACAAUCAACGAAUUCAAAACCUCAAAAACACGCAGCCUCUGUUUCUUUAAUGACAUGAAGAUUAUAAAGACAAACCCAUUUAAAGGUGUAGCUGUUGUAUCUUGCAAACAAUGCAACAAAGUAUGGAAAAGAGAUUCUAAUGCAGCCAACAACAUGAUAUUGAUUUCCAAGCCAAUUUGGUCAGGAGAAGGAAGACCAGAUGUCUUCAUACCAAAGAAGAAAUAA
Molecule: messenger RNA, 513 nt
Organism: Phycomyces blakesleeanus NRRL 1555(-)
Lineage: Eukaryota; Fungi; Mucoromycota; Mucoromycetes; Mucorales; Phycomycetaceae
Exons: 2
Coding region: 1-513 (170 amino acids)
Source: RefSeq, a predicted model, not a curated record